AUGAGGGACAACGACCGAAAAGGCGCCGCGUUGCCACGACAACGCCGCUUGACUCAGGCAGUGCUGCGGGCGGCCCCGCCCAAUGCGCAUGCGACUCCCACCCUCGUUACGUGGGGUGGUGUAGCUGGUACUGGUUUAAUAUGGGUCACAGACUGGAAGCUGGUCCUUCAGUAUGUUCCCUACAUUGGCGGCAAGUUUAAAACUGAAGACUAA
Molecule: messenger RNA, 213 nt
Organism: Mesitornis unicolor (brown roatelo)
Lineage: Eukaryota; Metazoa; Chordata; Aves; Mesitornithiformes; Mesitornithidae
Product: cytochrome b-c1 complex subunit 10
Exons: 2
Coding region: 1-213 (70 amino acids)
Biological process (GO): mitochondrial electron transport, ubiquinol to cytochrome c
Cellular component (GO): mitochondrial inner membrane
Source: RefSeq, a predicted model, not a curated record